AUGGGUGCCCAAGAGUCCAAGCCCCAAGGUCAUUCAUGGAAGGUACGCUCCAAACCAGCCCUGAAGUACGCCUUUGAUAUGAUAUUCCGUAUUGACCUCAUGCCAAAGAAAACUAACAUGGCGAUAAAACCCCAGACCGAUGCGUCUCGCAGCAGACUAGUCGAGCAGCACAUCCAGGCCCGCGUUGCCGAGGAGCUCAAGAAGCUGCACCAGAAAGAAUCCGAGGCCUUGAAACUCGCGCACGACAAACUCGCCGACCUUGCUCCUUCAGACGCCGAAGAGAAGGGCCCCUCACGCUAUAGCGUCGGCAAGGAGAUCGAGGCGCUAAGCAGCAAGCUCGAGCAGCGAAAGCAGGUGCGGGAACUGCCCGAGGGCGUGGAGGUUGCACGAAACAACGUUAUCCGAUGCUUGAGAGAAAACGACAGGAAGCCGCUGGUCUGCUACGACGAGGUUGAGGCGUUCAAGGCGGAGGUGAAGAAGCUAGAGAAGGAAUGGAUUAACAGGGUGACUGCAUAA
Trichoderma gamsii is the source of this 516-nucleotide messenger RNA. RefSeq lists its product as hypothetical. The coding region runs from base 1 to 516 and encodes 171 amino acids. Lineage: Eukaryota; Fungi; Ascomycota; Sordariomycetes; Hypocreales; Hypocreaceae. The transcript has 2 exons. The record is from RefSeq and is a predicted model, not a curated record.